Prunus avium (sweet cherry) is the source of this 693-nucleotide messenger RNA. Lineage: Eukaryota; Viridiplantae; Streptophyta; Magnoliopsida; Rosales; Rosaceae. The record is from RefSeq and is a predicted model, not a curated record.
UUUUGCAGCCAAACUAUUCUUUACAGACAUAUGCAGGGCAUACCUCGCAUGUAAUGUCACUUGAUUUCCAUCCUAAGAAGAAUGACCUUUUCUGCUCCUGUGAUGCUAACAAUGAGAUUCGCUUUUGGAAUAUCAAUCAGUAUUCUUGCACUCGCGUUUCUAAGGGAGGCUCAGCACAGGUGAGAUUCCAGCCGAGAAUUGGACAGUUUCUUGCUGCUGCAUCUGGAAAUGUUGUGUCUAUAUUUGAUGCUGAGAGUGACAGGCAGACACAUUCAUUGCAGGGUCACUCCACAGAGGUACACUCUCUUUGCUGGGAUACAAAUGGAGAUUAUUUGGCAUCUGUCAGUCAAGAGUCUGUCAGAGUGUGGUCAUUAUCCUCUGGAGAGUGCAUUCAUGAACUCAGUCCCAGUGGAAACAUGUUCCAAACUUGUGUUUUCCAUCCAAGCUACUCCACUCUCUUGGUCAUUGGAGGCUACCAGUCAUUGGAGCUUUGGAACAUGGCUGAGAAUAAGUGUAUGACCAUUCAGGCUCAUGAGGGUGUAAUAUCAGCUUUAGCACAGUCACCAGUCACAGGAAUGGUCGCCUCUACCAGUCACGACAAAUCCGUUAAAAUCUGGAAAUAAAGUUUGCUGAUUUUUGCUUCAAAUCCCCAGUUUCAAGUCUGCUGGCUCUUCAUCUCAUCAACUGAAGAGA